Cucurbitaria berberidis CBS 394.84 is the source of this 1092-nucleotide messenger RNA. RefSeq lists its product as uncharacterized. The record is from RefSeq and is a predicted model, not a curated record. Gene Ontology annotation, cellular component: nucleus. Bases 1 to 1092 code for a protein of 363 amino acids. Lineage: Eukaryota; Fungi; Ascomycota; Dothideomycetes; Pleosporales; Cucurbitariaceae. The transcript has a single exon.
AUGCCGCCAUCCGAUUUGAAGUCCUUGCUCGAAGCCGAACAGUCCCGAGGCUUGACGCAUUCAGCCAUUCUGCAACACUGGCUUCGACUUCAGACGAUCCAUUUCGGCAACGCGGCGGUGGCGGCUAAUCACCUUCGCGACGCUAUCCUUGUCGGCCUCGACGUAGAGUGGUAUGAACACAAUCCCGAGUACAUCACCGAGCUAGGCGUCUCUGUACUAGACCCCAUGUUCAUCAACGAUUGGAGCUCACUAUGGGAGGUACUGCGAAUGAUUGUCAAUCACCACGUGCGCAUCAAGCCCAACGCACAUAUGGUGAACUCGGAGCUUUGUCACGGAUACCCGGAGAAGUACCAGUUUGGCAAGACCACGUUCGUCAGCACAGAAGAAGCAGCUUCGAUGCUGCGCCAUCUUUUCACCCGCUUCAACUCGUUUGGCCAGCGUCGUCCAGUCAUCUUCCUAGGUCACGCUGUAGACAACGACACAAAGAUGAUCAAAGAGCGCUUUGGCUUCGACAUCGACAGCCUCGAUGUCGUCGUGGCGACUCUCGACACGCAAAUCCUGGCUGUUGAGGCUGGCCUUGCUACCCCAGGACGCAAGAUGCGGCUUUGCGAUAUGCUGGCUAAGUUCAAUGUGGUAGAGGCGUACCUCCACAAUGCUGGCAACGACAUUGUGUGCACAAUGAUUGGAGCGUUGCUAAUGGUAUACCCAAGCUCACCGAAGGAUAAUGCAGCGUUAUAUCAAGGCCUCAAGGUUUAUCUCCAAAACUGGAGCAAAAUGAGCUACGGAGUGCCCGUCUUUUGUACCAAGUGCGACUCGAACAGCCACGUUGCUGCGGGGUGCUAUGCAGUGGUUCACUGCGCACUCUGCGCGACGCUUCCGCAUCGCCGGAGUAAUGCGAAUAUGCACAAGACGGAGAAGUGUCUUGAGUUGGUCAAGCACGCAGCCAGGCAGGUUGCGCCUUCCCUCCCUCGACUUUCCCCUGCGCCACUGAAUGUGUGUCCGUGUCAGUAUUGCAUCGAGUCGCCGGAUCGACAGCGGAACAAGUCUGGUAAUGCGUAUAGCCACACGAAGGAGACUUGUCCUUACAAGUAG